Messenger RNA from Tigriopus californicus, 4235 nucleotides. Its product is annotated as transcription factor hamlet-like. The transcript is spliced from 5 exons. Gene Ontology annotation, cellular component: nucleus. Lineage: Eukaryota; Metazoa; Arthropoda; Copepoda; Harpacticoida; Harpacticidae. The coding region runs from base 159 to 3737 and encodes 1192 amino acids. The record is from RefSeq and is a predicted model, not a curated record.
CUCACCGACGCAGUUGACAUAGUUGUCAAAUGUCAACUGAAGAGACCAUAUAGAUAACAGGAUCCGUAAAUCCCCACUUGACAAUUCUUGAGGCGACAUAUCAUUCUAAUUUUCGGAGGGUCUUAAGUGAACACAUCCUUUCUUACCGUCGUACCCCCAUGUACGUAGCUGUGGCGAAUGGUUCGUUAUCCAAGCCCCCAACAUCAGAGUCAUCCGGACCAAUGGAAGCGCUGAUGUCGAUGUCAGGCCUCACUGGGACGACGAGUCAGGAGCCCAGUAGUGCCGUCCAAAGUGCUUCGAAGAUCAAGGACGAAUUGACCAAGAGAAUGCUCAAUGACCAGGAAAAACCCAUGGACAAGGUCACGGCUACGGCAGCAGCCCAAGCUAUGGCCAUGAAGAGUUUCUUGGAGAAACUGAACAUGAACUUUGCUCUGAAUCCUCCACCCCAGAUUGAAAUGCGAGCGUCUAAGGUUCGAUCUAGCAGUAACGUCUUGGGCGUGUGGGCCAAGGAUGAGAUCCCAUCCGGGAUGCGAUAUGGUCCAUUUUUGGGGAAAUGGGCGCUGGAUGUCACCAACAAAGAUUUCGCCUGGGAGGUUUUGGUGCCAUCCGCAGGAAUCCGGGGAUUCCUAGAUGCUUCUGAAUACGGCUCCUGGCUCAAACAUGUCCAAUGCGUUCCAGAGGACAAUCCUGAGCAACAAAACAUCACUUAUACCAUGGUCGAGGGUCAGAUCUACUAUGAAACUAUUCGGGACAUUCGGGAAGGAACCGAGCUUGCGUUGGGGCCCAAGCGGUCCAUCAUUCUUGACCAGAACGACAAUGCCUCCUCAAAUGGGUUAGGUCUAGACUCCUCCAAAGGUAGUAACCUCCUGGAACGACCUGAAGGAUCUAGCGAGGAUGGAACAAUCGACCGCGAUGAGCAUCACCAUUCAGAAGGCGAAGAUACGACUCACGCGGCUGACGGGGAGGAGGAAGACGAGGACGACGACGAAUCUGGGGCAAAGUGCAUUAAAUGCGAGAAGGUCUUUCCAGACAUUUCUUUAUUGGACCAUCACAUGGUUGAAGCUCACAGCCACACCCCGAGCCAAUACCGAUGUGAGCAUUGCUCAGAGAGCUUUGCUUGGCGACCCAACUUACUCCGUCACAAGAUGAUUCAUGGUGAAUUCAGACGUUUCCCAUGUGAGAACUGUGACAAGGUCUUUACCGAUCCCAGCAAUCUGCAGCGGCACAUCCGUACAAACCACGUGGGAGCCCGAAGCCAUGCUUGUCCCGAAUGUGGCAAGACCUUCGCCACGAGCUCCGGCUUGAAACAACACACGCACAUUCAUAGUUCGGUGAAGCCCUUCCGCUGCGAAGUCUGCUUCAAGAGCUACACUCAGUUCUCCAAUCUUUGCCGACAUAAGCGUAUGCACGCCAACUGUCGGAUGCAGAUCAAGUGUCACAAGUGCGGCCAGGCCUUCAGCACUGUCACAAGUCUUUCCAAGCAUCGGCGGUUUUGUGAUUCCACGCCAUCCCCUUACCUGGCCUUAGCGGCAUCAGCCCAUCACUCCUCUUCAACCAAUGGGGGGAGUUUAUCCCCCAAGUUGAUGAAUACGUCAUCAGCAGCAUCCUCGCCCUUAUCCAAGAUGGGCACUGACACGUCGUCCCACGACUUCAGCUCGGUUUGCUUCGGCAAGUCCUUGGGUACUCCCGCAACCCCAACCUCGUCCUCAAAUGCAAGCGGUGCGGGUCUGGGAUUAAAUGCCGGUCACGGUCAUUCGUUGGCUAUGAGUCAAGCGGCUGCGGCCAGUUUAUUGUCACCUUACGCCGCUGCUCACUUUUUGCAACAGAAGCAUCACCAACAACAGCAGCAGCAACAGCAGCAGCAACAACAACAACAACAACAGUCGACCAAUGCCCUGGCUGCCUUGGCCAUGGCUGGAGUACAAAAUCCCUUCGCCAAUUUCUUUCAAAGUCCACAUCUUCUGUUACCCAAUGUAUUGCAUAGAUUGGCCAAUCAACAACAGUUGCUCUCUCAGCCUGGUCUUGCUCAUGGCUUCCCAGUGGGACUAUCUGGAUCCCUCACCAAUGGCAAUCGGCCUCAAUCACUUUCACCCCCGAGUUCUUCGUUGAAGAGGAAAGCCUCAGAGAGAAGUGCAAUAAUCGAGCGGCCCUGGUUGGACAAGAAACGCCUGAUCGAAGAACGCCCAAAACGUCUUUCACAUGAUGGAAGUGUCGAAGAAAAUCGAACCGUCAACCACGAGGAAUAUGAGACCAAAAGAGAGAGCCCAAGUUACUCCAAAUCAGUCAGACUAGGCAAGGGAACGAAUGACGAGGACGAUGGCGAGGACGUGGAUGUGAACCGAAAUGUGUCCCUGGAGGAGAAACAUCUUGAGACCGUGAAGACGGACGAAGACGAGGAGGCUGUCGAGAGGCGAACAGAGCUCGUAUUGAAGUCUAAAGGGUCGGAGAAUGGCUUCAAAAUAGAGCCAUCUGAAUCCAGUGACAUUGGACCUGCUCUAGACCUCUCGCGUAGCAAUUUGAAACCCAGCGUUGGAAAGACGAGCUUUCCCAAAGGUAUUAGGCCCGUGAAGGAGGACACUUUAAAGCGCUCUCAUGGAUCUGAGCCAGACGAGGAAGAAAUUGAAGAACCCGAGGAAGACGAAGAAAUCGACGACAUGGCAGAAGACGAUGAUGACGAGAAUGAUAACGAUAACAAUGAGGAAGACGGUGAAGACUUUGAAAAGAGUAGCAGUGACCCUGAGCGACCAAUAGAGCCCAAAGGAUUUCAACCAGUCAAAGAAGGGAAAGCCUUUGUGCCUGUCAAGGAGAAGGUUGAAGGCUUUCUAGCUCGGAAAGGGGACCAUCAGCAUCAUCAACAACAGACCCGUCAUCAUCCCCAUCAGCAUCCCCACCAUCAAGUUGGCGAGGAGAGGUUCGGCGGGGAUCGCUUCCCCAACUCACACGCUUUGGAAGGAGCUGGUCAUUUUAGCCCCAAGAGUUUUUCGUCCUCUCCGGCCUCGUACCCUCCACGACCCAUUCACCCCUUCCUAUUAGAAGCCAUGUAUCGAAUGCAUCACCGGCCCUCUUCUGGAGCAGAAAGUGCCGCCACCCCUUUUCCAGGCAUAAUCCCCGAUCAUGGAACCCUGAAUGGAAACGCGGCUGUUCCCCCUCGUUUUCCGUCGUACUUUCCUCCCUCGUCCAUGAUGAUGUCAGGCAGUCGGGCUUUGGAGGAGCGAAGCUUUUUCCCCUCCCGAUGCUAUCCCGACUUGAUUGCGGGGAUGGGCUCCAAAAGUAACAAGGACCGCUACUCAUGCAAGUUCUGCGGAAAGGUUUUCCCCCGCUCUGCCAAUCUGACUCGCCAUCUUCGAACGCACACAGGAGAGCAGCCGUACAAAUGCAAAUACUGUGAGAGGUCCUUCUCGAUUUCCUCUAACCUUCAACGCCAUGUUAGGAACAUCCACAACAAGGAAAAGCCAUUCAAAUGCCCUCUCUGUGAUAGAAGUUUUGGGCAGCAAACCAAUCUUGACCGGCAUUUGAAGAAGCACGAAACCUGCUCGGAUCCUUCGGCCAUCGUCGACUCGCCUGAAGGUCCCCGGGGAGCCGAAGAAGAGGGAUACUUUGACGAAAUCCGAUCCUUUAUGGGCAAAGUCACGGACCAGCCACAUCACCCGUUCUCCUCGGAGUAUUCGCCCAGACACUCGGACGCUGACAUUGACGUGGAAGAUGAAGAAGACGAAAUUAGCCUUGAGCAAGAAUGAGAACAAAAAGAGACGUAGGAGGACCAAAGAGAGGCAGGCGGCGCCAACGAUAACACAUAUAUCUGCUCAUGAUACCCUACGUACGUAAAGCGCCGAUGAUCGUUGGGUGGAAGAUCAACGCUCAUUUCUUGCUUGUAUUGUAAGUUUGCUAACAACGAGCCAAUGCCUACCAACGAUUGAGAUCAGAUUCCUCUUAUCUCAACAUGACAUUGUACCGCAAUGUCAACUCUCGUCCCUCGGUGAGACCUCCUCAGAGGACCAGAAAGAACAUGGCUUGUGGCAGUUACCGGUGGUCCAUUAUGGUUCCUGCCAACCCUGCUACUGUCGUUGGCAGCGAGUGACACUCACUUCUAUUGUUCUCCGCACCGUUAUACGGUGGUAUACCUAAAGUAAUAGUGUUGAUAGUACUGGUCCGUGCAAUGGGCGUUUGCUCACAGUAGGUGAUUAAUUUUGUUGCGUGUUGAAGAUUUUUCAAGUGCUUAAAGAGCCAGAACGAGA